Molecule: messenger RNA, 4152 nt
Organism: Diorhabda carinulata
Lineage: Eukaryota; Metazoa; Arthropoda; Insecta; Coleoptera; Chrysomelidae
Gene: pea
Product: ATP-dependent RNA helicase DHX8
Exons: 12
Coding region: 367-4041 (1224 amino acids)
Biological process (GO): spliceosomal complex disassembly; mRNA splicing, via spliceosome
Cellular component (GO): catalytic step 2 spliceosome; intracellular anatomical structure
Molecular function (GO): RNA binding; ATP binding; RNA helicase activity
Source: RefSeq, a predicted model, not a curated record
GCCGGUGACGUGUGACGUCAACUUUCGCCACAUCACCCACAGAACAAAAUUCAUCUGUCAUACGUCAAUAUCUAAUCCUGAAAGUUGGUAAUACAAAUAUAACCAAAUAUAUAAAUUUCGAUAUUUUAAUUAUAUUUAUAUUUUACAUAACAUGAAUAAAAUUAGAAUUAUUCACUUGUUCAAUUAAUAUUUUAUACAAUAUAAUAAGAUUUAAGGUAUAUUAUAUUCUAAAAACCAAGAAAAGUUGGCAGUAAUUCUUCUUCUACAACUAUUUGAAUAUUAGAAAAUGUCUAAUAGUUGUCACAGCCAUAUUUUGUAUAUUUAAAUUUGGUUAAUAAUACAAAUUAAAUUUCUUAAAAGAAAAAAAUGAAUGAAUUACAAAAGUUAGAAUAUCUUUCGUUGGUAUCGAAAGUUUGUACGGAACUAGAAAACCAUCUUGGUAUGAACGAUAAAGAUUUGGCGGAAUUCAUCAUACAUUUAUCCGAGAAAAAUAAUACUCUCGAAACAUUCAAAAUAGCUCUAAUAGAAAAUGGUGCCGAGUUUUCAGAUUCCUUUAUAUCUAAUUUAUUGCGUAUUAUACAACACAUGAAACCGAAGGAACAAAUCGUUGUUGAAGAAAAAGAUACGUUAGCUACAAAGUUCCCCGGCUUAGCAUUACCAAAUGAAAUCCAGAAACCUUUAUAUACAGAAAAAGAAAUAGAAGAAAAUGAGGAUUUCGAUAUUGUAGCAGAUUUAAUGAAACAAUUUGAAGCAGACGCUCCUUCUCAAAAACAAGUAAACAAACAAAGAUCGAGGAGCUCCAGUGUCGAAGAAAAGAAAACAUUAACCACCAGUAGAUCAGAUUCUAGGUCUAUAAAAAGAAAAAAGUCAAAAUCUAGAGAAAGAGAUUACAAAAAAGAAAAACGCUGUAGAAGUCGAUCUAGAGAUAAAAAGAGAAAUAGACGAAGUAAUUCAAGAACUAGAACAGAUGUAGAUGAGGAUCGAUAUAGAAAUAGAAAAGAAAGAGAUAGGAGCAGAUCAAGAGAUAGAAGAAAUAGAGGUAGAAGUAGAUCAAGGGAUAAAAGAAGAGACAAAAGGGAUAGAAGUAGAUCUAGGGGUAGUAGAAGAAGGGAAAGAAGUUCUGAAAAGAGAUUUAAAAGUGAGAAGGACAAUCAGGAAUUUGAUGAUGAACCUAUUCCUGGAAAAAUCUAUAAUGGUAAAGUAUCUAAUAUUGUACCAUUUGGUUGUUUCGUACAAUUAGAAGGUCUAAAGAAGAGAUGGGAAGGUCUAGUACAUAUUUCUCAAUUGAGGGCCGAAGGUAGAGUGACGAAUGUAUCAGAAGUAACUUCUAGAGCAGCCAGAGUGAAGGUGAAAGUAUUGACUGUAACAGGGCAAAAAGUAUCAUUAUCAAUGAAAGACGUUUGUCAAAUGACAGGAAAAGAUUUGAAUCCUCUAUCCCACGCUCCAACCGAAAGAGAAGAUAGAGAUAGAAAUCCAGAUAGACCGAUAAAUAAUAGCACUUCAGUAUUACGACUCCCAAUCAAUAUAGAUGAAGGCGAAGAAGAUUCCAGGAAACGUGUGACGAGAAUUUCAAGUCCGGAAAGAUGGGAAAUCAAGCAAAUGAUCUCAUCUGGUUGCAUUGAUAAAAGUGAAUUACCAGAUUUUGAUGAAGAAACCGGUUUGUUACCAAAAGAAGAAGACGGAGAAGCUGAUAUUGAAAUCGAGUUAGUGGAAGACGAACCUCCGUUUUUACAAGGUCACGGUAGAGCCCUUCAUGAUUUAAGUCCAGUGAGAAUAGUGAAAAACCCUGAUGGAUCCCUUGCCCAAGCCGCAAUGAUGCAAUCUGCUUUAGCAAAAGAACGACGUGAACAAAAAAUGCUUCAAAGAGAACAAGAAGUCGAUUCCCAACCGUCGGGAAAGAACAAGAGUUGGAUAGAUCCUCUACCGGAAGAUGAAACUAGAAUUAUGGGCAGAGGUAUUGGUCUGCAGGUGCAAGACUUGCCAGAAUGGAAAAAACAUGUGAUAGGUGGUAAAAAGUCAUCAUUUGGUAAAAAGACGAACUUAACUAUAAUUGAACAACGUCAAUCAUUACCGAUAUACAAAUUAAAGGAAGAAUUACGUAAAGCAGUAACCGAUAAUCAAAUUCUUAUUGUGAUUGGAGAAACCGGUUCAGGCAAAACGACGCAAAUUACUCAAUAUUUAGCCGAGGUCGGAUUUACAGCUAGAGGAAAAAUAGGUUGCACCCAACCGAGAAGAGUAGCAGCUAUGUCAGUCGCUAAAAGAGUAGCAGAAGAGUUUGGUUGUAGACUAGGUCAAGAAGUUGGUUAUACGAUUCGUUUCGAAGAUUGCACCAGCCCAGAAACGUUGAUAAAAUACAUGACAGACGGUAUGUUAUUGAGAGAAUGUCUGAUGGAUCUAGAUUUAAAACAGUAUUCUGUAAUAAUGUUGGACGAAGCCCACGAACGAACCAUACACACAGACGUCUUGUUCGGUUUACUAAAACAAGCAGUCAUGAAACGAGAAGAAUUAAAAUUAAUCGUAACCUCAGCUACAUUAGAUGCAGUUAAAUUUUCACAAUAUUUUUUCAAAGCUCCCAUAUUCACAAUACCGGGAAGAACUUUCCCAGUGGAAGUUUUGUAUACCAAAGAACCAGAAACUGAUUAUUUAGACGCGAGUUUAAUUACAGUGAUGCAGAUACAUCUGAGGGAACCACCUGGGGAUAUUCUACUUUUUUUAACCGGUCAAGAAGAGAUUGAUACCGCUUGUGAAAUUUUAUAUGAAAGAAUGAAAUCAUUAGGUCCUGAUGUACCAGAACUUAUAAUUUUACCUGUAUAUUCGGCUCUACCUUCGGAAAUGCAAACUAGAAUAUUCGAACCUGCGCCACCUGGAAGUAGAAAAGUUGUAAUAGCCACUAACAUAGCCGAAACGUCAUUAACCAUCGAUGGGAUUUACUAUGUGGUAGACCCCGGGUUCGUUAAACAAAAAGUCUACAAUUCCAAAACCGGUAUGGAUUCUCUGGUAGUCACACCUAUUUCACAGGCCCAAGCUAAACAGAGAGCAGGUCGAGCCGGUAGGACAGGUCCUGGAAAAUGUUACAGACUUUAUACCGAAAGAGCUUAUAGAGACGAAAUGCUUCCAACUCCAGUACCGGAAAUUCAACGAACUAAUUUAGCGACAACUGUGUUACAAUUAAAAACUAUGGGUAUAAAUGAUUUGCUACAUUUCGAUUUCAUGGAUGCACCACCUGUAGAGUCCUUAAUUAUGGCCUUGGAACAGUUGCAUUCCCUAUCUGCACUAGAUGACGAAGGAUUACUUACCAGAUUAGGCAGGAGGAUGGCAGAGUUUCCUUUAGAACCGAAUCUUUCCAAAAUGUUGAUAAUGUCAGUAGCUCUACAAUGCUCCGAUGAAAUAUUAACAAUAGUCAGUAUGUUAUCUGUUCAGAACGUCUUCUAUCGACCAAAAGACAAACAGGCUUUGGCCGAUCAGAAAAAAGCUAAAUUCAAUCAACCCGAAGGUGAUCAUUUAACACUUCUGGCAGUAUACAAUAGCUGGAAAAAUAAUAAAUUUUCGAACGCUUGGUGCUACGAAAAUUUCGUACAGAUUAGAACGUUAAAAAGAGCUCAAGAUGUUAGAAAACAGCUGUUGGGAAUUAUGGACAGACAUAAAUUGGACGUAGUGUCAGCUGAAAGGAACACAGUGCGGGUGCAAAAAGCCAUUUGUUCUGGAUUCUUUAGGAACGCAGGAAAAAAAGAUCCUCAAGAAGGUUAUAGAACUUUAGUGGAUAGUCAAGUUGUGUAUAUACACCCUUCUAGCGCUUUAUUUAACCGACAACCAGAAUGGGUAAUUUACCAUGAAUUAGUACAAACGACAAAAGAAUAUAUGAGAGAAGUGACAACAAUCGAUCCUAAAUGGUUGGUGGAAUUCGCACCCGCAUUCUUUAAAUUUUCAGAUCCAACUAAACUUAGUAAAUUCAAGAAGAAUCAACGUUUGGAACCUUUGUAUAAUAAAUAUGAAGAACCGAACGCUUGGAGGAUAUCUAGAGUACGAAGAAGAAGAAAUUAGAUAAUCAAUUGUGAAGCAAUUCUAUUUAUAAGCUACCCAAAAAAAUAUGUAUAUCAGUUCUUUAUAUAUAAGUAAAUAUGUUGUUUUAUAUAAAUAAAUUGUGAAAAUGUA